Messenger RNA from Cyprinus carpio (common carp), 4524 nucleotides. Its product is annotated as cadherin-1-like. Gene Ontology annotation, cellular component: adherens junction; plasma membrane; cytoplasm. Lineage: Eukaryota; Metazoa; Chordata; Actinopteri; Cypriniformes; Cyprinidae. The record is from RefSeq and is a predicted model, not a curated record. Gene Ontology annotation, molecular function: calcium ion binding; cadherin binding. Gene Ontology annotation, biological process: calcium-dependent cell-cell adhesion; homophilic cell-cell adhesion; cell morphogenesis.
AAUUUUCAUGUUUGUGAUAACGUUUUCUAGUGAAUUUAGAUUUUUAACGCUACCACCACUAGAAAGUGACAGCUGAACAUGCAGUAACACGAACAACAGUCAGCUGUAGGAAACAUUUGCAUUGAACUUCACCAUGUUUUGAGGAAGUAAUAAGGCUGCAAACGGCUUGGUGACCUGAUUGGACAAGAACAGAUUCUAUCUGCUGGCUGAACUUCGACAUUCAAUUACAUUUUGCACGUGUAAUGGAGGUUACAGGGGUUGUGUGGUUUGGCAUUGUUACUUUCCUUUGUCAGGUGUUUUCGUGCGCAUUUGCAGACGAUCCCUCUUCAAAAGCAGACAAAAAAGCAGUAAUUUUCAGUAGCAAUGAUAGAAGCACAAGAGCUGAGCAUGUCUACAGUCAUGAGGACAAUCACAUGGAUACUGCAGUGAAUGCAGCUUCACAGUUAGAAACUCCCUCUGAUCUUCUGAUUGUGGAGUUUCCAAGCUCUUCAGCAGGACAAAGGAGAAGAAAGAGAGAGUGGGUUAUUCCUCCUUAUAGAAUACCUGAGAACGAGAGAGGUAGUUUCCCCAAAAAACUGUUCCAGUUAAAGGUAAAGUUGUACGGUGUACCAGAUGAAGAGAUAGUUUACAGUAUCACAGGAGAAGGGGCAGAUCAGCCACCUGUGAGGAUUUUUACUAUUGACAAAAAGACAGGGAAUCUCUUUGUGACACAGCCACUGGAUAGAGAAAAAAAGGAUUUAUACAAGCUCAAGGCUCAUGCCAUUUCAGAAGAUGGGAAAAAAACUGCAUCACCCACAAACCUUACUAUCAUUGUAAUUGACCAGAAUGAUAACAAGCCAGAGUUUACUGAAAAUCCAUUUAAUGGACAAGUUUCUGAAGCUUCUAAAGACCUUGAAUUCAUGACAGUCACAGCCACUGAUGCAGAUGAUUCAGAAACUAACAAUGCUAUGGUCAGAUACACAAUUGUCAGCCAAGAGCCGACAUUUCCAAAACCACACAUGUUUGAUAUCAACGCUUCAACUGGAACCAUUCGUGUGCGAGAACCAGGCAUGGACAGAGAGCAAUGGCCCAGAUAUACUUUGUUAAUAGUGGCCGCUGACAUGGAAGGAGAAGGUUUGGCAACCACUGGCACAGCUGUUAUUACUGUUACUGACAGCAAUGAUAACCCACCACAGUUUGAGCAAACUUCGCACAUCAUAUCUGUCCAAGAGAAUAAAGUAGGGGCAAUAGUGACCAAACUUACAGUUACUGAUGGAGAUGAAGUUGGAUCACCUGCCUGGUCAACCAGGUAUCGGAUUAUUAGUGGUGACAAGAGUGGGUUUUUCAGCGUCAGUACUGGACCCAGCCAGCUGGAGGGCAUCAUCACCACUGUAAAGCCCCUGGACUUUGAGAAGACAAAGCAAUAUGUUCUGUGGGUGAUUGUUGAAAAUGAUGAACCAUUUGUCGGUUCUUUGACCACUUCCACUUCCACUGCCACAGUCACUGUCAAUGUAGAAGAUGUGAAUGAGCCUCCCGAGUUUAAUCCAAAGGAGAAGGUUAUUUCCAGACAUGAAAAUUUACCAGUUGAUACCGAAUUGGUUGCUUAUUCAGCCAGUGAUCCAGACACUGGAAAAUCACAGAAGAUAACGUAUAUAAUUGCCAAUGAUCCUGCUGACUGGCUAAGUGUAAAUCAAGACACUGGGAUGAUUAAAGUCAAGAGUAUAAUGGAUAGAGAAUCUGCCAGAGUCAAAGAUGGCAAAUACAGGGCUAUCAUUUUGGCCCUGGAUGAUGAUGAUGAAAAUCCAGCAACUGGUACAGGAACCUUGGUAAUUGAAUUGGAGGAUGUAAAUGACAAUUCUCCAAUUAUUAACGAAGAAAGUAUAGAGAUUUGCAAUCGUGAGGCCAAAGUGCUUCUCUCAAUAACUGACAAAGAUGGACCUCUUUAUGCUGCUCCCUUCAGUGUUGAGCCCCAAGGAGACACAAAGAAAAGCUGGACUGCCAGGAUGAAUGAAACAAAAACUGGGAUUCUGUUGACGCUUAAUUCUGUGUUGGAGCAGGGAAAUUACAAUGUUGUCCUAAGGGUUUAUGAUACCAAUGACAUGUAUCAGGACAACUCCAUUCAAGCAACAGUGUGUGACUGCAAAGGAGAUAAAUUUAUAUGCAAAAAAAUGAUGGCGGGGAUCCCACUAUCAUUAACUCUUGGAAUCAUGGCAGCCAUCUUGGCUCUGCUGUUAUCUCUUCUUCUACUUCUGCUGCUCAUGAGGAAGAAACAAAGUAGUAUGAAAAAGCCGCUCCUUCCUGAAGAAGAUGACAUAAGAGACAACGUCUGCUGUUAUGAUGAGGAAGGCGGUGGAGAAGAUGAUCAGAACUAUGAUUUGAGUGUGUUGCAUCGAGGCCUGGACAACAGACCUGAAGUGUUCAGAAACGAUGUGGCACCUAUUUUCUUGCCUGCACCUCAAUAUAGACCUCGACCAGUCAACCCUGAGGAGAUUGCCACAUUCUUUUAUUAUAAUCUGAAGACUGCAGAUGAAGACCCCACAGCACCCCCAUACGACUCCCUCCUGGUGUUUGACUAUGAAGGAGGAGGCUCUGAUGCACGUUCACUCAGCUCCCUCAACUCUUCCAGCUCAGGACAGGACCAGGACUAUGACUUCCUCAAUGAGUGGGGCCCACGCUUUAAAAAGCUGGCAGACAUGUAUGGAGGAGAAAAUUAAAAGUUUUUCAGUUGUAGAGAGGGGGAGGUUGUGUUGGAGGUUUAAAAGUAGAAUUUUUCUUCAGAUUCAUGAUUUUGCCUUAUGUCCCUGCUUUGUCAAACAUUUUAAGAUCGCAAUGAGCUUGUGUCAGCUUUUUAGCAGUUAUAAAGAGAGCAUUCUUUGUGUACUUUUUUUUGGCUAAUCCAUUCAGAAUUUGGCCAAAUCAUAUCUUGCAGUCCUUACCACCAGUACAAAGAGUGAAAGAUUUUUUUUUCUUUUCUUGGCUCAGUAUGUGUCAGGAGGACAAUGGCAGCAAAUAGAAUGUGAAUUUUGUGUUAUUCUAUUAUAAAGUAUCAAUCGGUUUAGUGAAGAUCUAAGUGAUGUGCAUACAGAUCUAUUAUUCAGCUGUGGGUUUACCAUUUUGGGGGCCCUAAGCAAAGUCAAGACCUCAGGCCCUACAUGCCCUACCCUAACAUUACCUUUAUUUAACUAUUUUCUUUGAAUUGUACAUAUUAAACAGAAUUAAGUUGCAUUAAGUGAAAUUUUAUGUACAAUGUGCCAUUUUUCCCCCCUCGCUCUUUCAAUUGACUGUUUAAGUUCAAAGAUACAUUAAACAAUUAAUGCAUCACUAAUGUAAAAUCCUUUUUUUUUUUUUGUUAGCUACUCAGCUAUGUACAUUGAUUGAUUGAUUGAUUGAUUGAUUGAUUGAUUGAUUGAUUGAAUGAUGACGAGGCGUGACACAUUUCAAUAAUUUAUAAUGUAUUUUCCAACCUUCUGAUUCACAUUUAUUACAUGCUAUAACUAGUAAUAUAGUGAAAAGUGCUACCGCUUAAGCUACCUGACUAAAAAGUUUUAAGCUUUGGCAAACAUUUAGUAUUGCAUUUCUCCUCUGUUUUCUUUCUUUUUUGAGUGCCACUUCGUUGUUUCUUUCUACUUUAUCUGGCCCAUUAAUAAAUGAGGUCAAAAGGAGUUAAUUGUUUGUGGCCAGCAAGCCUACAGGCAGUACCGUCGCAAGGGCUGUGCCAAGUGUGCGACCGCACAGGGUAUCGCGCCUCUAGAGGACCUCGCUCUUGACCUGCAUUUUAUGUUAUGUCUAAUUUUUAUUUCUGUUUUUCCACCUAUUUUGUCCUUCGAAAGACUAAAAUAGUCAUAGCUGAUAGACAGUAUAAGACUGAGUAACGCUGUUUGUGGUUAGGAUGACAAAGUUUUAAAAGUUAAACUUUUAGGUUGGUCUGUCCAUCAGUGCUCGUUAAUGUCAGAAUGAUUGAGAUCCAAUCAAAUCAAAGAAGGCGGGUCUUACUGUCACUGUCACAAUUAGAAAACUGUUUUACGAUAGAAAUGUUCAGUAACCGACAGUAACAGACUAUCUAGUGAUGCGAACUACUAAAAUUUUUAUGAAAUGUUGCCAUUUUGAAAAUAUGCGAUCGUGAUUAAAUCAUAAAUGAACAUGACGAGACGUUUGCAUUUUCGACUAUUACAUACUAAUAAGAGUGAAUGUGCACAUUUUUAAAUAAAAUAUUUUCAAAUAGUGUAAAUUGAUUACUACAUAUACAGUAACUACAAACCUAGAACUUGUUUUAACAUUCUUAUUUACUUAUUCCCUUAAAUCACUUUUAAUCCUUUAAUUGCUUUAUUAUUAUGCUGUAGAUCUUACGAUCCUUAUGAGUGUGUGCGUGACCGUGAUUCGUGUGCAAGCAUGUCAGUGAGCACGGCAUCACAAUCGAUCAGAUGCAUGUUUAAGUUGCAUUCGUUUCUAUAGCAAUGCCCCCCCCCCAUACACACAAAAUUGCAGAGGGCCUCACACGUCAACUUUGCACAGGGCCUCACACCCCCCUUGCGACGGCCCUGCCCA